CCCAACAACAAAGCAAAGUGGUUGGAACGUACUGCCAUGACCGAAGAUGGAAUCCGCGAACCUCACCGAUCGCGUGAGAUUGGCCAUCGCCAGCGGUGUCGGCGGCGGUGUCGUCUGCUACUCCCCGACGCUCAUCACAACGAACGGCAUCUGGAAGGGCAGCAACCCCUUGGAAUACUCCCUCCCCCUCUUCAUCAUUCAGGUCAUCCUCGUCGUCGUCACCACCCGCGUCCUCGUCAUCCUCCUCAAGCCCUUACACCAGCCCCGUGUCGUCGCUGAGAUCAUCGGAGGCAUCCUCUUGGGGCCAUCGUGCCUGGGUAGCGUGAAAAUUAUGGGCGAAUCGCUCUUCCCGAUCAGGAGCUUGCUGACGCUGGAGACCGUGGCGCACAUCGGCCUCCUCUUCUUCCUAUUCCUAGUCGGCGUUGAGAUGGAUGUCAUGGUGAUAAAGAGGACCGGGCGACGGGCGCUGGUCAUUGCUGUGGCCGGCAUGGUCGUCCCGUUCGGCAUCGGCAUCGUGGCCUCCUAUGGCCUCCAACGCCACGUCUCCAGGAACAUCCACCAAGGCUCCUUCCUCCUCUUCAUCGGCGUGGCCCUCGCCGUCACGGCCUUCCCCGUCCUCGCGCGCAUCCUCGCCGAGUCCAAGCUCCUCAACACCGAGAUCGGCCGCAUUGCCAUGUCGUCGGCCAUCGUCAACGACAUGUGCGCGUGGAUCCUCCUUGCGCUCUCCAUCGCCCUCUCGGAUAACGGCCGGGGGGGAGGGAAGCCCAACGGGAACGCGCUGGCGUCCCUCUGGGUACUGCUCUCGGGUGUGGUCUUCGUGCUGUUUUGCUUCUACGCCGUCCGGCCGGCGAUGCGGUGGAUCAUGAAGCGGACGCCGGAGGGGGAGGGGGUGAGCGACUUCCACGUGUGUCUGAUACUGAGCGGCGUGAUGCUGGCCGGGUUGACGACGGACGCCAUCGGGAUUCACUCGGUGUUCGGGGCGUUUGUGUUCGGGCUGGUGGUACCCAACGGGCCGCUGGGGGUGGCGUUGAUAGAGAAGCUGGAGGACUUCGUGACCGGCUUGUUGCUGCCGUUGUUCUUUGUUAUUAGUGGACUGAGGACGAACCUGGCCACGGUUAGGGACCCAAAGACGGUGAUAGCUCUGGUCGUGGUCUUCGUGCUGGCGAGUGUGGGGAAGAUCCUGGGCACCGUUCUGAUUGCUGUCUUCUUUACGAUGUCGUUCCGAGACGGGCUGGCUCUGGGUUUCCUCAUGAAUACCAGAGGGCUUGUGGAGAUGAUCGUCCUCAACAUCGGAAGGGACAAACAGGUGCUGGACGACGAGUCGUUCGCGGUGAUGGUGGUGGCCUCGGUGGCGAUGACGGCGUUGGUGACCCCGGUGGUGAUGGCCGUCCACCGGCCGACCCGCCGCCUGAUCGGCUACAAGCGUCGCAACCUCCAGCGUUCGAAGCCGGACGUGGAACUCCGCAUGAUGGUCUGCGUCCACAACACCCGCAACGUCCCCUCCCUCAUCUCCCUCCUCGACCUCUCUCACCCCACCAAACGCUCCCCAAUCUUCGUCUACGCCCUCCACCUCGUCGAGCUCACCGCCCGCGCCACCGCCAUGCUCAUCGUCCACAGCGCCCACUCCUCCUCCUCCGCCGGCGGCGGCCGCGCCCACUCCGACCACAUCUUCGCCGGCUUCGAGAGCUACGAGCAGCACGCCGGCGGCGUCUCCGUCCAGACCAUCACCACCGUCUCCACCUACGGCUCCAUGCACGAGGACGUCUGCGCCCUCGCCGAGGACAAGCACGUCACCCUCAUCGUCCUCCCCUUCCACAAGCAGCAGACCGUCGACGGCGCCAUGCAGCCCAUCAACCCCGCCAUCCGCACCCUCAACGAGGGCGUCCUCGCCACCGCUCCCUGCUCCGUCGCAGUCCUCGUCGACCGCGGCCUCUCCGCCGCCUCCCGCGCCGCCCCCGCUCACACCCCCACCCACCACGUCGCCCUCCUCUUCUUCGGCGGCCCUGACGACCGCGAGGCCCUCGCCUACGCCUCCCGCAUGGUCGAGCACCCGGGCGUCAAACUCCUCGUCAUCCGCUUCCUGCCCGGCGACGACCCCGCCGCCUCCACCUCCCCCUCCGCCACCGCCGCUGCCACCCGUGACUCCAGAGUCAUCACCAUCGUCACCGACGGCAGUCGCCAGUGGCAGCUCGACGACGAGUGCAUGAACGAGUUCCGGCUGCGCAACGUGAGCAACGAGUCGGUGGCGUACACGGAAAGAGUGGUGAACAGCAGCGAGGACACGGUGGCGGCGUUGCGGGCGAUGGAGAGCAUACACGAUCUGUACAUAGUGGGGAGGGGGCAGGGGGAGGCGACGCCGAUGACGGCGGCGCUGGCGGAGUGGAUGGAGUGCCCGGAGCUGGGGCCGAUUGGGGACCUGCUUGCUUCGUCGGACUUCUCGGCCACGGUGUCUGUGCUGGUGGUGCAGCAGUACGUUGGCGGGGCGUUGGGGCCGGAGGUGCCGGCAGAGUCGGCGGACAGCCCAACCGGCAGGGCGGUGCCCCAGUACUUGAAUAAUGCCAACCAGCGGAUCUCCGUGGUCGCCGGGACGCACCGUGGGGCGGCGCCGGCAUCCUUUAAUGUUGGUUGGAAUGGAAGGCAAGCAUGAGAUAAUUCUGCGCAUUCACAAGCCAACGGAUGGCAAUUUUGGCUGGGUUCGUUUAAAAGAUAGCUGACCUAUGUUGAGGCAUGAAUUUUGGUUGAGUGCAUGGCAAAGUGUUUCUCUCAACAUGCAGGAGGUCUUGGUAGUAUGCAAUCCAUCUUGAUUGCAUUUGUGCAUCAGAUGCAACCUAGCGAUUCCUUUUAGUUCUUUUGAUUGCUUUCAUUAUUAUUCUUUUGAUUUAGCUUCUAUUCAAAUGUACAGAUUGUACACAGGUUUAAUUGUUAAUUACAUUAAGUGAUUGUUUGGAGCGCACACAUGUUUUAGUACUCA
This is a messenger RNA of Elaeis guineensis (African oil palm), 2971 nucleotides long. RefSeq names its product cation/H(+) antiporter 15. Gene Ontology annotation, cellular component: endomembrane system; membrane. Lineage: Eukaryota; Viridiplantae; Streptophyta; Magnoliopsida; Arecales; Arecaceae. Gene Ontology annotation, biological process: regulation of pH; proton transmembrane transport. Gene Ontology annotation, molecular function: antiporter activity. The record is from RefSeq and is a predicted model, not a curated record.